AUGACUGGCCGCGGCAAAGGAGGAAAGGGACUCGGCAAAGGAGGAGCCAAGCGUCAUCGCAAAGUGUUGCGUGAUAACAUCCAGGGUAUCACCAAGCCUGCUAUCCGCCGUCUGGCCCGCCGUGGAGGAGUGAAGCGUAUCUCGGGCCUGAUCUACGAGGAGACGCGUGGCGUGCUGAAGGUGUUCUUGGAGAACGUCAUCCGUGAUGCCGUCACGUACACGGAACACGCCAAGCGGAAGACAGUCACCGCCAUGGAUGUCGUCUACGCGCUGAAACGCCAGGGCCGCACGCUGUACGGUUUCGGAGGUUAA
Anopheles marshallii is the source of this 312-nucleotide messenger RNA. Its product is annotated as histone H4. The transcript has a single exon. Gene Ontology annotation, cellular component: nucleosome. Gene Ontology annotation, molecular function: protein heterodimerization activity; structural constituent of chromatin; DNA binding. The record is from RefSeq and is a predicted model, not a curated record. Lineage: Eukaryota; Metazoa; Arthropoda; Insecta; Diptera; Culicidae. Gene Ontology annotation, biological process: nucleosome assembly. The coding region runs from base 1 to 312 and encodes 103 amino acids.